Brassica rapa (field mustard) is the source of this 3137-nucleotide messenger RNA. RefSeq lists its product as uncharacterized. Lineage: Eukaryota; Viridiplantae; Streptophyta; Magnoliopsida; Brassicales; Brassicaceae. The record is from RefSeq and is a predicted model, not a curated record.
AUGUGCAACAAUAUCAGUGGAACACUGACCUUGCCUUCAUCAGACAAAGAAUGUCAACAAGUUUUGGAGGACCACAACGUUCCUUCUUCAGGAACUAAGGAAGCUGGUCAUACCGGUAGGAGGAAAACAGAGAACCCUUCGUUACAGAGAAGCUUAGAUGCCAUCACUUCUUCCCUAAACUACAUUGGCACUGCUGUUGAGGAGGGCAUUACAAGUGUGGAGAAUCGUACUGCUGGCAUCAUUCAAGAAACACGUAAAAAGAUUAAGAAAAAGCCUAGUCUUCAGAACCCUGAGAUUCAAGCUGAUUUGGAGAUUCAGCUAAAGGUUUCUCGCGACGUUGCAAUGGCAAUGGCUGCAAAGGCAAAGCUUCUUCUUAGGGAGCUGAAGAUGGUGAAAUCCGAUCUAGCCUUCGCAAAGCAACGAUGCGCUCAGCUUGAAGAAGAAAACAAGGUUCUGAGAGAGAAUCAUAACGGCGACAACACCCAAACGGAUAACGAUGAUCUGGUGCGACUUCAACUUGAGACGCUAUUAGCUGAGAAGGCUCGGUUAGCUCACGAGAACUCGAUAUACACACGCGAAAAUUUCUGUCUGAGAGGAGUAGUCGAAUACCACCAGUUAACGAUGCAAGAUGUAGUCCAUUUUGAUGAGAAGACUGAAGAAGUAACUGAGGUUUAUCCUGUUAAUGUCACUUCAGUGUCUUCUUCUUCUUCAUCAAACCCACAAGUCUUGGAGUUCAAGUGAGACACUAUUUACUCUGUUCUUGUACUGAAUCAGACAACAAUUUGUUGUCCGUAAUUGCUCCGUUGUAGAAAUAUAUGUACUUUGUAUUCUCUUCUUGUUGGGGUGGGGGUCUUAAGAAUUAUUUAACUAUGAAUGUUAUUUAAUUUAUACCCUUAAUUAUUAAAAAGAUAAAAAUAAUAAAAGAAUGUUCUAUAAUUCAGAUAUGCAAGAUUACUUAGUGGAGGUUAUUGGUUGGUGUAUUUUGAUGGAUUUUAAAAUCCAAACUAAAUCUAGUGUUAUUGGUUCUAUGAUUUUAAAAUAUGUAUUGAAAUCAUGUGUUAUUCGUUUAAUGAUUCAUAAAUUCUAAUUCAAAUCAAGUGUUAUACGUUUAAUGAUUCAUAAAUUUUAAUUCAAAUAAAGUGUUAUUCAAUCAUACGGAUUUACUAAUAGAUUUGAUUUCAUAAUGUAUUUGAAUGGAUUUGCAUGGAUUUCUUUGUGAAAAAUACAAAGGCCCAAAUCCGAAGGAAAACCUCCGGAUUUGUAAAUACUAAUCCGAGAAAAUUUAAAAAUUUGUAUAUUUUACUUGGAUUUAUAAAUACUAUAUGGAUUUCUAAAUCAAUAAAAAUAUAUAAACCAAUAACACCCCCUUAUUGUAGAAAUUAGUCAAUUGUUAUAGGAUCCAUCUUAUGAAAUUACAAUAACAACAAUAUUUAUAAAAAAAACUACAUUACAAAGAAAACAAAUAACUUGUAGAAAUCUAAUCUAUUAAAACAGGAGUACAAAAUUAAACUUAUCCUUACACUUGCACAAUAUUUACUAUAACAUGCCACUGAAAUAUUAAAUAACCAUAAAUUUAAGUUAUUAAUGAGUUUUCCUAAUUUAAUUACUCUUUACCUAAAUAAUUAUUUUAUUUAUUAAAAACAUCCCUCCACAUAUCUCUCUUAUUAAAAGCAACGAUUCUAUUGUUACAAAAAAUAUUCCUGUUUAUUGAAAAUCAUAAACGUGUAAUUUGAAGAAACAAACAAAAUUAUAAACAAAUUUGAAUUAACCCUAAAAUGAUAUCAAUUGGUCAAAUAAAAUCUAAACUUAACCAAUUAAUGGAAUAUUCAUUCCCUAAACUACUAUCACAAUAAAAACGAAACUAAGGAAAACUUUUAGUUAGUUCCAAUUUCCAUCAACAACAAUAUUCCAAAUAUUAGUUUAUUAGGAACUAAGUCGUAUAUGGAAAUAAAAAUAUAUGAAUAUUAUAUAGUUUAAACGAUUGUAAACUAUUGUGACAAAAUGUAAAUAUCUAAGUUUAACUAUGGUCUAACCGGUGAUCAUUAAAAGAACAUUAGAAAUGAGUAGGGAAAAAAUGAAGAGGAACAAAAUUAUAGGAAUGAAAAGGAAAAUUUUUCCUCAUCAAUUUUGGGGAGGAACAAAUUUGUUCUAUAUUACUCUAGAAUAAAAGGAAAAACUAUUCUUUAUAAAUGGUAAAAUAAAAAAGGAAUAACAAGGAAUGCAUUAUUCAUUUUCAUUCUUUGGUCACCAGUUAGACCAUAUGUACAAUAUGAUAUACUUUCGAAACAAUGUGUUUUGCCCGCUAAUGCCGGCAUAAUCAUUUUAUUCUUAUUUAUAAACACAUGCAUUACAAAUUCAAAGAUAAUUAUGAUAAAAAUUGUUUAUAUUUUCAAAAUUUUAAACUCAAUAUAAAAUUAUUAAAUAACAAACUAUUUAUCAAAAAUAUAUGUUUGUUAUUAUAAAUACUUAUUAGUUUAUGUCUUAUUAAUACAAAAAAUAUCAGUAUGAUAUGUUAUUAUUUAUUCUCUUUAAAAUUUCAAAUUAAACAUGAAAUUAUUUAUAUAUAAAAAAGGUUUUUUAUCUAUAAAACAAUAUGCUUAUUAUUGUGUUGAAAUUUUAAAAACACUUAUAUAUUAGAGAUAUUAUAGAAAAUUCAUAAAUCAUUCAAAACACGUUUUUAUAUUAGUAUAUUCUUAUUCCAAAGUCUUGAAAACAUGUUUUUGAUAUUAUUAUGUUUAAAUUUUUAUAGCCUUGGCACAAGCUAACAAUAUAUAUUUAUUAUAUUAAACCUGAAGUAAUAACCAAUACUUGCCUACUUUAAAGUGUUUUUUUACCUUUCCUUCAUUCUUUUUAACUAAUUUAAACCCCUUAUUUUAUUGUAUUUACCAAAUAAUCCAACUUCAUUUAUUACCCUAUUACAUUCCUUUUUUACUCUUCCUAAUUACUUCAUUAAUUAUAUUUAUGAUAAUAAUUCGACAACAUUUAUUUUAGGAGUAAUUCUUGGGUUCACCCCCUAAGGUGAACCUACAGGUUCACCAACCAAUAAGAUUAUGUUAUUUCAAAUUUGAUAUCUUUUAUAAAAGGAAACGAAAUAUUGUCAAGUUAUAUUAUGUUUUUAAAAUAAAAAGAUAAAAAUU